Postia placenta MAD-698-R-SB12 is the source of this 234-nucleotide messenger RNA. RefSeq names its product glycoside hydrolase family 128 protein. The annotation marks the transcript as partial. The record is from RefSeq and is a predicted model, not a curated record. Lineage: Eukaryota; Fungi; Basidiomycota; Agaricomycetes; Polyporales; Adustoporiaceae. The transcript is spliced from 2 exons.
CUGGGCUCUCCGGCACUGACCUACGUACCCUAUGGUAAACAGUGGCUGCAGGAAUGGUACAGUGGAAUUCGUGGCUUCGACUGGUAUGAAACCAGUUCGACGGCACUCGUUGAACAUCUGAAAGACUUUCACCAGAUGUUCCGAUGGCCGAUAUGGGUCACUGAAUGGACAUGCCAGGACUUCAAGGACGCGGAUGCAGAAUGCUCGCCGCAAGACAUCGUCGGUUUCGUGAAC